Messenger RNA from Glarea lozoyensis ATCC 20868, 2388 nucleotides. Its product is annotated as alpha/beta-Hydrolase. NCBI's taxonomy places the organism in Eukaryota, Fungi, Ascomycota, Leotiomycetes, Helotiales, Helotiaceae. Bases 1 to 2388 code for a protein of 795 amino acids. The record is from RefSeq and is a predicted model, not a curated record. The transcript has 5 exons.
AUGGCUUCCAUCACCAUCGACAUCAAGCCAAACGAAGAUAAUUGGGCGGGGUUCUGCAAGGCGUGGGAAGAACACAAGCUCGCAACCGAAAAGAUUAUGGACGCAAAUCGCAAAAGACGAGUUGAAGCAAUGGAAGGAGAUCUUAAAAGUUUGCCAUCAGAUGUAGUAAAGACGAUCAUGGAACUUCACCAGAAAUCCUACCUAGAAGAUACUGAGAUCUUCAGAGCGCAGUCGCAAAAUUUACAGAAACUGAGUAGGCUUCUGUUCGAGACAUCGACGAAGGAUGUUUCUGAUACCAUCAACGAGGUUCUUGCAUCGUGCCUACGCGAAGACUCAAAGCAAUAUGUAUCGCCACACGGUCGUUAUAUUCUCCAGACGCCUCCGUCCUGUUUAGGAUCGCAACAUUAUAUGCAAGCGCCAUGUCCGCCUGCUUUCACCGCAAAUGCUAGCCCUCUCAAGCGGCCCUGCCCCUUUACAGAGAUACGAACGGAGCCAAACAUCCUUCCAGAUACAAAGGUCCUCAGGAUACAAGCACAGCAUAACACGAGCUUCCCACCGGUAUUCAGUCAUCCCUACACCGAAGCAUAUGAGAAGCAAACGACCAAACAACUCGGAGAUUUACUUCAGGAAUUCAACGCGUCCUCACCAAUCCCUCGGAUCCCAGAAAAUACACCAGUACAAACCUACCAAUCCUCGAAUGCAGUACCUCCUCCAGAUUUUUCAGUACCUCCUGCUUUUUCAGCACAUGCUGCACUUUUAACCCCCCCAGCUCCUCCAGCUCCAACAAAGAUCACCGAUCACUCGACCAACGCACAAAUACUCAUACCCCGAAAGACAACAAUGUCCAUGAUCCCAAUCCUAUCACAGAUCACUGAGUUCCCAGCACGAUCCAGAACCCGAGGCCCAGGAAAAUACUAUAUCCUUCUAUGUCCGAUCUGCAACCGCAAUUUUGAUACCGCCCCAGGCUGUUUCAUUCACUUCAAUCAGAGCGAUAUAGAACACGCUAUUGCUUUGGGAAGUGGUGCUAAAAGCCGAACUCAUGCUUCUGCGGUGAAGGUUGCGGGGGUGGAAAUUGUGGAUGCGAGUGCUGCUACCGUGGAAGCGCAUAAUGUGAAGAGAAGAGAAUUAAUCAGAGCAGCUGGGAGGGAAAACGUCCUCGUACAUGGUCAUUUGCUACACGCAUACAAUGCAAACAUAUCCGCCAUGAAGAAAACGCUCUUGCUGUGUUUCAUACACGGCUUUAAAGGAGACGACAACACCUUUGGAGAGUUUCCUGCCAACCUCAAGACGUUGGUUGCCGAGGGGCUUCCAAAAGUCGAUGUUCAGGCGAUUGUGUAUCCCAAGUUCGAGACUCGAGGCGAUCUUGGGGAGUGUGUAAAUAGGUUUAGGGAUUGGCUUCUGGAGAAAGUCAUCGACAUCGAAGUAACCUCGCACACCCCAUCCCCAACCAUCGAUCCCUCCGUACAUGUAAUCUUGAUCGGCCACUCCAUGGGCGGCAUCGUCGCCGCAGACGCAAUCCUAUCCCUCACAGCAGACCAACCCAUCGAUUCCGGCGACAGCUCUUCUACAGUCCUCCCCCCGAACACCUCCACACCACUCAACACCCUCAUGUUCCCCUACAUCCAAGGUGUUCUAGCCUUCGAUACCCCAUACCUUGGUAUCGCGCCCGGCGUGGUAGCACACGGUGCGGAAGAAAAAUACAAUACUGCGAGCUCCGCAUUCGCGCAGUUAAGCGGUUUAAGCGGUGCGCUGUGGGGCGCAAACGCUUCUGCAGAGGCGACGAAGAAGGAGAAACCGAAGGAAGCUCCGAAAGCUCUGCCAGCGCCAGAGAUUCCUGCGUCGCCGUGGGCGAGAUGGGGGAAGAUCGCGCUUGCGGCUGGAGGAGCGGCGGCUGUAGCAGGUGCUGGGGCUGCGGCGUUUGUAAAUCGAGAUAGGAUUAGUGAGGGGUGGGGGUGGGUUGGGUCGCAUUUGGAGUUUGUGGGAUGUUUGAUGAGGGGGGAGGAGUUGAAGAAGAGGGUUGCGGGGAUGGUGACGCUGAAUAAGGAGAUGAAUGUUGGAUGGGCGAAUUUAUAUACGCGGCUGGGGAAGAAGGCGGUCAGUAAGGAGACGGGUAGUUUGGUUGGAGGUGUGGUUGGGAAUCAGAGGACUUUCUGUUCGUUACCUAGGAGUGAGGCGAAGUUGUUUUGGAGAGAAGCCAUCAAUGAUAUGGCCAGUGAUGAACCGGGUGCACAUAUGACAAUGUUCUUUCCUAAAGACAACCCAGGCUAUCAGGACCUUACAAAAGCAGCCCAAGGGCUCAUUGUAGGUUGGGUUCACGGCGAAUGGUACGAUUCAAGUCACGGGGAUCAAAAAGCCAUCAACGUCGAGGAAGAGUCGGAGCUGAGCUGA